Planococcus citri (citrus mealybug) is the source of this 1141-nucleotide messenger RNA. RefSeq lists its product as uncharacterized. The record is from RefSeq and is a predicted model, not a curated record. The coding region runs from base 456 to 1055 and encodes 199 amino acids. The transcript is spliced from 5 exons. Lineage: Eukaryota; Metazoa; Arthropoda; Insecta; Hemiptera; Pseudococcidae.
CGUGUUAACUUAUAUAGGUAUGUGUGUAUUUACCUACUUGCACGUGAAUUUUAUUUUUAAUGUGGUUUCUCAGUCAUAAUGCACGAAAACACGUCGAUACUGUUUUGUACUUGACGCCGAGAGUUGUAAUGCGUUUGUUUAGUUUUUCGCGGAAUAAAAUUGUUCGUAUUUUUGUAAAUUUUUCCCUCGUUGAAACAUUGCUCAUGUUUAUAGUUAUUAGAAGUUGAAAGCAUUCAUACAGUGUGAAUUGUGCGUGAUAAGUUACAUCUUCUCCUAAUUCAGGACGAUAUGAAUUUUGAAAAUGUGAGUGAUUCGAGUCUUUUUUUUGAAGUAUUGAUGGUUCCUUAUCCUUGGUUUUCAUUCGUACUUAUUUAAAAGUUUGACUUUGGUGUUUAGUAACUAAGUGCUCAUGGUAGAGCGAACCUAUGUACCUGUUUAAUUAGAUUAGGUGAAUAAUGAUGUUUUGUUGCGGAUGCACAUUACGAUUCACUACUAAAUUUUUACUAUGGACUGAAUUGGUUUUCGACAGCACAUGGCUCUCAUAUUCAACAGCUGCGUUUGUUUUUUACAUUCGAAAUAUAGACGACAAUUAUUUUGAAUUUUAUUACGGUUAUUACAUGCUAUGGAGUAUAACUGGAAUAAUAACGACAGUACUUGGACUAUCAGCCAUAAAAAAGAGAAUACCUGCAUUGUUGAACGGAUUCUUGGGUUAUUUGUAUUACUACGUGUUGUUUGAAAGCUGCUGUUUGGUGAUGUUGAUAAGUAAACCUUCACUUUACAACGAUAUCUUCAAUCAUAGAAUACGAAAAGUUAAUUUCGUCUUGAAUUACGAUACAUCGCAGACCAAAGGUGUGAUAUUGAACGUGGCGUGGUAUUUGUUCAUAAUUGUCAAUUUAAUUUAUUUUGUGCUCGUUGUGAAGAGAUAUCGAGACGUAAUGCUGGAAGAUAAACCGUACCAUGAUGUUGAACUACAGAGAUUAGCAACUAUUGAUUCUGUUACCAGAUUAUUUCAUUCAAAUUCAGGGGAGGCGUUCGUGAGAAGAAAUACGAAGUGAGAAAUACGCAAUACUCUUAAGCAUUUCAUUUAAGUCAAUGUAAAAAAUUAAAAAUUAAAAAAAAAAUAAAAAAAUAUUCGUAUCAA